GCCUACUUGGCUUACAACGAUCAGUUGCCUCACACGUUUAGUGGUACAAGAGGUGGGCACACAAAAGGUGUGCUGAUGGCGGGAAAUGGCGUAGACUUCGGUACCGUCUGGCUGCAGCACAGCGUACCCAGGUUCGUGGACGACGUCAAAUACGGCUAUAAGUACCCGGAAAACGGCCGAGAAAAUGGACAGCUCUUCUUUUGCAUAACAUUCCCUCUAGGAACGGUGGAAAAAAUUUCAUACCAUCUUCAGCUGCAGGCGGCGAACGUGUACCAGUCACGUUAUUUUGAAUGGACGAAUACUUACAAGGAAUUUGCUGCCCUGCUGCAGAAGCAUUACAUCAGGAAGCCUAGCGGUAUAAAAGUGGACAUUCUUCUGACUAGGAAGACCAGACCCGUCUUGGCUAUUGCAAAGUCUCAUACCUGGACAAGAGAUAUUUAUUCCGAGGAACUCAUUCGCCAGAUGAACGACAGUAUGGCCGUCCAGACCUGGAAAAAUGGCAUCGGCGGAGCGCAAACUACGCAAUGUAAUACGAAGCACUCAAUUAUUGAUGUCGAGGAAGUUGGUUUACGCACUCAAAAGGGACCUUUGACAUUCUCAAGCAAAGAGGACCACAGCAAGUGGUCUGUGGCACGAAAAAAAGCAGUCUUCUGCUUUUCUUCCUUGAACCGCAUGUUUUCCCAGUGGAAACGAGGAGGUGAGAUAACAUGCAUUAUAGACGUACCCCUGGCUAAACUGUUCAGAGACAGUAUCUUCAAGCAAAACGAGUGCAGAGGGAGCCGUCAAGAGUAGAAGAUGCAUGCGACGAUUAAUUGUAUAUAUGGCGAUUUCGACGCAACAACGAGUCUACAAACAAAGCACCAUGAUUUAUGCAUAAUAGAGAUACCAUACUUGAACUACUUCAGCAAUGAAAAGUUCAUAUUAGCAGAAAAACGGCGGGACAUACCUUGCAGGCGUAAUUUCAUAAGAC
This is a messenger RNA of Rhipicephalus microplus (southern cattle tick), 970 nucleotides long. Its product is annotated as plancitoxin-1. Lineage: Eukaryota; Metazoa; Arthropoda; Arachnida; Ixodida; Ixodidae. Gene Ontology annotation, biological process: apoptotic DNA fragmentation. Gene Ontology annotation, molecular function: deoxyribonuclease II activity. The record is from RefSeq and is a predicted model, not a curated record.